CUGCACAACCGCCAUUUUCAAAAUGGCGACAGUAAACGAGCUCAAAAGUGUGUUAAAAGAAACAUUGGAAAAUAGAGGUGUACUUGGUCAAAUUCGAGCUCGAGUUCGUGCUGAGGUGUUUAGCGCCCUUGACGAUCAAACUGAACCAAGACCUGCCCUAUCCAAUGAGAACCUGUUGAUCAAUGAACUGAUAAGGGAAUACUUGACUUUCAACAAAUACAAAUACACAGAGUCAGUGCUCCAAGCAGAAUCAGGUCAACCCAAGGAGCCCAUGGACAGAAGAUUUCUAGUACAAGAACUAAACAUUAAGGAGGAGGAGUCACCAACCAUGCCACUCUUGUAUGGGAUUUUAGCUCAUUUUCUUCAAGGAAGCCAUAAUGGAGGGAGACAAUUUACAGGUGCAAGACAAGAGCCCAUGUUGAGAUCUCAUACAAGAGAUCAGCGAUCAAGAAGAAAUGCAGAAGGCUCAGGUCUUUUGGGAGGUAGAGAUGAUAGAGGUAGAAUGGACGCAAGCUUCGUUCAUGAUCCUGAGCCUGUUGUCGUUAGAGGAGGGAGAUGACACCUUUCAUUUACAACUGUAGUGAUAGAAUAUUACCAUCUCGUCCAUGAUUUCUCAAUGAAAAUUUAUGUACAAAGAUUUAAGAUUGUCAAUUUCUUAAUUAGCUAAAAAAAAACAGUAAUUCUCCUGCUGCAUAAUUGUAUUUGGCAGGAAAGAAUUUGGAGACACCAGUGGCCUAAAAUGUAUGGCCAGUUAAUGAGAAAUUGAGAUGGUCCACCUCAAUUAAACAGUUCUUACCAUGUUGAGAAUUAUUGUCCUUGAUUCAAUUCUCUCGAACACACAACAUUAUAUGGCAAUUUGAAGCUACGUGUAAAUUUACAUCAUGAUUAAUGUAACUUGAAGAGGUCAGCCUUAGUCUUUCAAUUUCAUCAGUUGCAAUCCGUUUUAAUCUUCUCCAUCCUCAGUCCUCUUCGGUCCAUCUUUGUGUUACCUCUCUUGUUUUUCUAUCUUAUUAAACCAAUAGUUGGCAACCUUCAAUCUGGAGGUAGUUUUUUUCCGGCGCUAAAUAUGAUUCUAAAUUUUCAAACUUAGAUGCGAUAAAGAAGGGACUAGUGGAAUUGUUUUUCAACCCUAACAGUCAUGAAUUUGACGCCAUAUAACCACAGACAAUCAGCCAUACAUGUAAAAAAUCCACGCAGCCAUAUGAACAAAACUACCAACCGCCGAAUAAGGCAGCGAGGCAGCGUUACAAAAAUCUCCCAUGCAGCAGCUGAAGUCGCACUUUAGAACAUCGGGACGAUCGCAAGUUGGAUUAUACGCUGUACAUUGAGUGUUAGAUGUGCAUCUCUUUAGGAAGAGCAAGCUUGUGUUAGUGACUCCUGCCUCCUUGCUGAGUGUCAGACACUGAUCGUGCAUAUACGGACAGUUGUGGG
Messenger RNA from Pocillopora verrucosa, 1431 nucleotides. Its product is annotated as centrosomal protein 20. Gene Ontology annotation, cellular component: ciliary basal body; motile cilium; centrosome. NCBI's taxonomy places the organism in Eukaryota, Metazoa, Cnidaria, Anthozoa, Scleractinia, Pocilloporidae. Gene Ontology annotation, molecular function: protein binding. The record is from RefSeq and is a predicted model, not a curated record. Gene Ontology annotation, biological process: cilium assembly; microtubule anchoring.